CUUUGUGUGUGUGCGUUGUGUGUCGGAUAGAAAGUCAGCCCGGUUUCCAGCUGAGUGCUUGCUCUCUCACAGCGAGUGAGCGCGCGCGCGCGCGAGUGUGUGUGAGAGAGGGAGUGUGUGCGCGCGUGUUGUCAUUAUUAUCCACUCUGCUCCCAGCUCAGAAUGGCCAGAUUCACUCAGACUGAAACAAGAAGGCAGCACCAUCCCCAGCAGCCCGCUUCCUCCAGCCUGGUUUUCAUCGGACCGGGGGCACCACUGACCCACCAGCCGCUCCUCCUGCUCCCGCAUCAGCACCAGUACCCCCAGAUCACACUCCCGAAACCCAUGAACGGGUCAGAACCCAUUCCCAUUCAUCCGGAGAGCGGCAACAUGAAAGACCAAGAUGCCAUUAAGCUGUUUAUCGGGCAGAUCCCGCGGAACCUGGAGGAGAAAGACCUGAAGCCUCUGUUUGAACAGUUUGGGAAAAUCCACGAGCUGACAGUUCUGAAGGACCGCUACACCGGCAUGCACAAAGGUUGUGCAUUUCUUACCUACUGCGCCCGUGAGUCAGCCAUCAAGGCCCAGAACGCCCUUCAUGAGCAGAAAACACUGCCAGGGAUGACUCGCCCCAUCCAGGUGAAACCAGCCGACAGCGAGAGUCGUGGAGGUAAAGACAGGAAGUUGUUUGUUGGAAUGCUGAACAAACAACAGACUGAGGAGGAUGUUUACCGUCUCUUCGAACCCUAUGGAGUCAUCGAGGAGUGCACGGUCCUAAGAGGUCCAGACGGCAACAGCAAAGGUUGCGCGUUUGUUAAGUUCUCCACACACACCGAAGCUCAGUCUGCAAUCGGCACCCUGCACGGCAGCCAGACCAUGCCGGGUGCUUCUUCGAGCUUGGUGGUGAAGUUUGCAGACACAGACAAGGAGCGCACCAUCAGACGUAUGCAGCAGAUGGUGGGCCAGUUUGGCAUCUUUAAUCCAGCCAUCGCCCUUCCUUUCAGCACCUACAGCUCGUACGCACAUGCGCUCAUGCAGCAACAGGCAGCCAUCAUGGCAGCAACCCACGGAGGUUAUCUCACGCCCAGCGUGGCCUUCCCCGCCACACAGAUCCACCAGAUGGGGGCGCUCAACAUCAACAGCCUUCCGCCCACCCCCAUGACCCCCGUGUCGGGUGAGUUCCAUCAAGCCCUGGCAGGCCUCAGCUCUCCACCAGCCAGCAUUACCACCUCCGCUGUUCCCAGCAUCGUCACGCCCAUCGUCAAUGGCUUCACUGGCAUCCCUCAUCAGCCCAACGGACACCCUGCUGUGGAGACGGUGUACACAAACGGCCUGCCGCCCUAUUCCACCCAGAGCCCCACCGCUGCUGACACCCUCCAGCAAGCCUUUACCGGUGUACAGCAAUACACAGCCAUCUACCCUGCCACUACCCUGACUCCCAUCGGCCAAACACUGCCCCAACCUCCCCAGGUCAUCCAGCAGCAGCAGAGAGAAGGUGAGGGUCCAGAGGGCUGUAACUUGUUCAUCUACCACCUGCCACAAGAGUUUGGAGACAAUGAACUCAUGCAGAUGUUUUUGCCCUUUGGUACAGUCAUCUCUUCUAAGGUCUUCAUGGACCGGGCAACCAACCAGAGCAAGUGUUUUGGUUUUGUAAGCUUCGACAACCCUGCUAGUGCACAAGCAGCUAUUCAGGCUAUGAACGGCUUUCAGAUUGGGAUGAAGAGAUUGAAAGUACAGCUAAAGAGACCGAAGGAUGCCAGCCGCCCUUACUGACACAGCCUACCUUCAGUAUUCUCUGCAGCAGCACAGGUUUUAGAGGACACGUAAAGAUAUCUUGGAGGAGUUCAACUUUUUUCUUUGAAAGCAAAAUGUGGUUUUUUUUUGUUUUGUUUUUUUUUUUUAAAUCAACGUACGAAGGGAUAUUUUGAAGACAUAUCAACAUUUACUCACAAAGACGUAGAACGGAAGAAGAAAAGGAGAUGCGGGGGGAAAAAAGGGCGAAGACGUGCUUCGACGGGGGACGCAACAACAACAAACUGCAGGAACAAUGAAAGGAACGAAACAAAAACAGAAAGCGAUGGGAUGAGACUGAACAACAGAACUUUUCUCGUUAAGACUUGAAUUGUUAAGUAAGCAACAAACUAACAAACAAAAAAGCAGCCACAGCAAAUAGAUUUCUAUAUACAUAUUAUAUACACACAUAUAUAUUUAAGGAAAGAGGCACUUGUGGCUUUUACUGGACAAAUGAGGGUUAACACUUGAAGAUAAAAAAACAGUGGAGAAAAGAAGCUGUUCUAUACAUCCACUGACAGACUUUCUUUCUCUUUCCCUCUUUCUCUUAUUCUCACCAUCUCUCCGCAAACACAGAACUAUGACUCUUGGUGGUCACUGAGGUUUCCAUUAACAGCAGAACUGCAACUGUUUUACCCCUAAGGGACCAAAGGACCAAACAUUUUUAUUCUUCUGAACAGUAUUAUAUAUAGUAUUAUUGAUACUGAUACUACAAACUACUAAUAAUAAUAUUACAAGGUAAACUUAAAAAGAAAUACUAGCUUCAGGUUGAAAAAAUAUCAGCAAGGGUUUUUUUGACUUGUUUUCCUAUUAUCUUUAUAGCUACUGGGUUUGAGAAUAUUAAAACAAAGCUGAAAAUGUAUAAAAAAAUAAAGCUGUACUGUUUUAGCAGCAUAGAAAAUAUGGGUUAGUUUCGGGCAUGUUCAGAUAUGUACGUUUUUGCCACUUCAUCCCUGCAUUUCAUCUUGGAAUCUUCUUGUGAUCUGUCUGUUAUGGCAUCGCAGGGAGAAGAAAACAGCUCUGCAGUCUUUAAGGAGACACAAAAGCACUAAAAAUCAAAGAACUACAAACCAAGCGGUGCCCUCUGUUGUUUUCUCAGCAGGCUGCUGUUCCAUAACUGAUCAUCAACGGGAAUUCUUUAUGUUACCGUUCAAGGGAUAGAUCUGAUCUUUUUGCAGUGGGGUUCUGCUGAAAAGUUGUGAAAAUUUAAUACCUUCCUUGUAGAUCCUUUUUGAACAGCUCCAGUGUUUAAAAAAAGAGAGAAAGAGUUUAAAACUUAUUGGUUUGAUAACUGCAGUGUUGAGGGAUGGUCAGGAACAAAGUGGGGUAAAAGACAACUGUAGUUCAUGUUCCUUUUUUAAAAUACCAUAUUUAUGCAUGUAUAAUGCACUCCAGUAAAAAUGCGACCCCCAUUUUCUGAGCUUAAAAAGCAUUAUCGAAUCCUUAUGUGUGAUGCUACCCCUAAUUUCACGUAAGCUUCCGGAUGUUUCAGCCUAUGUGGUGCACCCUCUCCCUUUGUUCUGCGCUUUGCUUCGUGCAGAGGGUCUGGACCCUCGGCUAUUGAAAAACGAUUGUUGCUGAAGGCGUGGCCUCUGUUGAAGUUUAAAACGAUUGGAUCUGCUUUUACCCAAUCUCUAACUUUUGGCUGUGACGUAUGUAGUGCACCAGCUCGACCGUGAAGGAAGCUAAGCUAAGAAGCUAACCGGAAAUUGCUUCAGCAGUAAACAGCCAUCUUCUGCUGGAAAUAGAGAAGUACCAAGCCAAAUGAGAUCAGUAUAAAUGAGCACUGCAGGUUUUGCCAGAUAAAUUUAUUUUAUUUAGAAGCUUUGUAAACACAAACUUGAGUGGUUUCCUUCAUUUCCUUCGCUGCCAUUGCUAAACUACAGGCAGACUUAAACAGUGCAGAAAAUUAACAUCAGUCAAAAUCAUUUUUUCUCCUCCAACUCCUGUGUGAAAAAAAACUACUGUUGUUGUUUAUACGCUUUGCUGUGCACAACAAAUUACAGUGGGAAGGAGAAAUAAUUGAUGAUGAUUUAUCCCCACAUUAUAUUUCUUUUGUAUCAGAAAAUGUUGAAACUUACUGUGGUAGAAAAAAACUGUCAACUCUUCAACAAAAAUAUAUUUUUAACAAUAAUUUUUGAAGUUAAAUUUCUUGCAUUAUACAUGGAUAAAUACAGUAAAUCUUUACACAUUUGUUAAAUUUGCAUUACAUACAUACACAGCAAAACUAUUAAGACAUUUUAGCUUAAAAUGUCCCAGACUGCUAGCUAAGCUAACUAAUGCUGCCGCCGUUUGUGCUUGGAACCAUAAAGGUUGAUGCAAAUAACUAUAAUGUGAAUUUUAGGGGAAUGUAAAGGUUUAUAGAAAAGCUUUGUGUUGGAGUUGUUUCAACACGUAGUUUUGUUUUCAGACUAGCUGUUAGCAAUUCAGUCGUGUCAAAAUCAAACUUCCCCCACAUGGCAGACAGGAUGUGGGCCAGGUCUGGUAAUGAUGGCACUAUUCUUAAUAUGGCGUGUCCCAACUGGCCCAGUUGUGGUUUGGGUUAUGGGGUGCUGACCCGUGCAUGGACCACCUCUGGCACAUGGUCCACAUCUGGGCCACCAAAGGGUCGUCAUUGUUUGCGGUAUCUGGGCCAAGUGUAUUGUAUGGGCCAGACAAAUGUUACCAUGGGCAGUUCCUACAAACUAAGGUCACUCAUUCAGCUUAAAUCAUUGUUUUAAUAACUUUUUUACAGAACCCUAAUUCCAAAUGUCUGAUCUAUUGCUUUAAAGCCUCUGUUUUACAAAUAAUCUGACCAUGAAGCACUGUGGUAAAAAUGCAGCCUGAGUGAUCUGAAUAUACAACAGUGAACAACUGGAUCUGCCUUAUAAAAUAUACAAAUCAGCUAAAAAAACUGUGCCCAUUCCCCACUGCCAACCCCAACCCCCACCCCAUUUGUUUCUUUCACCUUUAAAUGCCAACUCUUAACAGGGUCCAUGAGUUCAGGAGGGGCCCCGAAGCGAACCAUAAUUACUGAUAGUAUUGAUCAGAUGGAAAGCAGCACCGCGAGGCAAGAGAUGCACAAUCAAUUACACAUUGGCAUUUUCGAACGAGCUGAUUGAGUGACAGAGCUGAUCAUUACCGCAGUCUUUUUCUCUCCCAUUUUACUUCUGAAAUCUGACAGUGGCAAUGUGUCCUCUUUAAAGGCACUUAAAAUGUCUAACGCUGCAACAAGGUCUGUAUAUAAAGUUUAGAGUAGAUCGUCCAAGUUCUUCAGUGAAGAGCAGCUGUAUUUUUUAAUAGUUUUUUUAAGGGUAAAAUAGCACACUAAGAGCUCGUACACAGUAAGAGGCACCCUGGCAUUACGAACCUUAUUUGGUCAGAUUAGGAGCGAAGUGRUCAACGAGUUAGGCGGCAGCAGGCCUGUGAGCGUGGCUGCUGCUCAAACAGCAAAGCUUACCGGUAGCUCCGGUCACGCGUGGCUCCUGUAUGGUGUGGCUGUGGCCCGUCAUACUGCACCAUAUGAGAUUAAUUAACUGACCCAGUUUGUGAUGUUUUCUGCUCUGAGACACGUUUAAAUCAUCACAUAUGAAAUCUUGCUCAAGACUUGCUUGUUUUUUACAGAUUUGUCUGUUUUUGUUUUUCUGUCCAAUCUACUCAACUAGGUUUUCUUUUGAUUAUAUUAUAUUUCUAAUCUAAAAGGCCAUUUUUAAAAAUGGGUUUACUCUGAAGCAUUUUGCCUCUCAGGAUUCAAGACUUCAACCAUUUUUUGACACAUCAGUGCUUCAGCUGUCUGUCCCAUGCACUGAAGCAGAGAGUUUGGAAAACACGAUGACUUUUGUGGUUUCAUACAACAAAUGUUUCCUGAACACCUCUCCUGAUCCUGACGACAGUAUCCAUUAGAUGUGAUUUUAUUUGGCUCUGUGUUCACCGGAUCAGUGUCAGAAAGAAGCAGAGAUCUCUUCAGACUCUCAGUGUUAUCAGUGUAUACAUUUCUCUGUUAAGCUGGAUUUGAAUGCUGUAAAAUAUUUUUUUUGAAAAAUGCCUUUUCUCAUCAUGUUGCCAAAUUAUGCAAUCAUAUUCACUCUAGUUCUUCAUCAAACUUUAACCCUCAGAAGGUCCUUUAACUUUAUGACAAAAAGUCUUCCUUUGGGGAAAAAUCAACCACAUACCUGCCUAAAAGUACUAUUCUAUAAUAUCUUUAUCCACAAAUUAGCAGUGUUGUUGCAGCCUUAAAAAAAUUCUAAUUUAAAUGACAUUUAAAAUGUUAGCUCCUUAAAAACCUUUAAUUAAAAAUAAAAUCUGCAAUUCAAUUUUUAAAUUGUCAAAAUCUUUAUUUGUUGCAAUUUUUUUAAGAAUGCAUUUUCCCCAUUAGUACGACCAACAGUAUAGUGGUGGGAGAUGUAUUUUGGUGUUGAUCCAAUACCGAGUAAAUGCAGGACUAGGAUCACAGAUGCAUAUACUGAUGCUGACAUCUUGUCCUUGAAAUGUCAUGUUCAUUAGAAUGAUUUUUGUGAUUUUUGGCUUUAGUUAGUCCAUUAUAAUACAGGACAAUAAUUUUAGGCAAAUACAAAUGUUUUACAAAUGUCAACAACACAACAAAGAAUACCUUCAAAAGCAUGCUGUUUCAAUGUAGAGGCGGGGUUCAGCCAAUAUUACUUCUAAAUGAUCAUUUAGAUAAUUUACCAAUAAUUUACAAGUUCGCUAAAUAAAGUGCAACGAAAGAAUCAAACUCAUCACGUUAGUAUCAGUCCGAUACCUAUGUUCAUCUUUAUAUCAACACUAUUGAUGCUUAGAUCAAUGUGCCCACCACUAAAUCCAGAUUCAGUAGCAGAAAAAUAGGCCUUGUUUUUGGUCAAACUUGCUCAUGUCAUUUGGUGGUCAAGCAUAGUUUCUAUCUUUUUUUAAAUCUUUUUUAGUUUUUCAAAACUUUCCUUGUGCGCAACUUUUAGUGUGUGUUUAAUUUGUUACAUUUACUAAACCAGAUAGACCAUCAAGUUGCAGCAGCCCGGUCCAUCUUAUGCAAGUGAACAGGCGCAGAUAAUUCUUUAGUCUUUCAUGCAGGUGGAGCUAUUGUCCCAAAUAUUUACGUUGGAUAAAUGAGCAGGUUUGAGUGCAUAUUGUGGCCAAAGAGGACGCACACAUCCUGAGUAAGUUGCUGCACCAUGAUCCAGCCUUCAAAUGUAAAAGUGAAGCACCACCUAGAGAGCUAAAAUAAAAAUAAAAAGGAAUAGAAGUACAAAGAAAAUACAUUACUGAAAGGAAUAGAUCAUUUUAUGAUAAGAUAAAUAUCCAUCCAUCCAUUAUAUUUACCCUCAAGUUGCAAGUCCGUCACAGGGACACGUAGAGACAACCAACCAAUCAGGCUCUCACUCACUCCUUGGGACAAAUUAGAAUUACCUGCAUAUAGAAUUUCUGUGGAAAGAAUACCUGAAGAAAACCCACAUAUGCAUGGAGAGAACCCACAAACUCUGCCCAGAAAGGCCUUAGACAGGGAUUUUACUCCGUAACCUUCGUAAUGAGAGGCAACAUCUCUACCAACUGGGCCUCUGGGCCGCCUAUUUAAAUAUGGGAUCAGAAAAUGCUUUAAUGAUAGAUGCCAACAGGGUUGGUAUUUACCCAAAGGAACACUAGAGGGCAGUAAAGUUACCCUGAAACAAGACUGCAUCUGAAACAAGACACAAACAAUUGAUUUUAAGGAAUUGACAACAAAAAAUAUAAUAUAAUAUAAAAAUGCAAAAAUAAAUGCAUAACCAACUUUUCCCCACAAGACAUUCUGAGGGUUACAAUGUGCCAGAAUUUCUUAAAAAUCUAUAAGAUUAGGCAAGAAUAAGUCAAAUCGUUUUUUUUUUUUUUUCUCAAACUGAACUAUUUUUAAUACAAGCAGUGACUAGGUAACUUGGGUGGAAUAAGGGGAACUAGCAGUAAUGAGUUUUGUAGUCUUACAAUUAAUUUGCAUGUUAUUGGGCUGAAGUUGAUCUUUUUACACAGUUUUCACUCUUGCAUACAUUAUUAUCAUUUCUUCUUUUAAUAUUUAUCUGUUACCAUUGUGCCGUUUUAGUCUCUGAGCAUGCUCAAUGAGGAGUGGGCCAGGAGGGUCAAAGAUGAUGAAUCUGGUAUUGCUCGUAUUAACAAUAUGAUUCUUUAUCUAUUGUUUGAAUGCUAAGGAUAGUAGCUUAUUAUAAAUAUGAAAUCUUGUGAAAAUUCAGCACAGGACCUUUCUUUGUAUAGGAUUUAGGGAUUUGAAGGGGGUGGGCAGGGAGGUGGGUUGGGUUGGAUCUUGCUUUAUUAAGAUAACAAGUUUUUGGUUUCUCAGCACAAAAAGCAUUUAAAAACUUGGAAACGGCAGUAAAACAAAGUCUCUGCGGAGGCUUCAUUGAAAUACAGGGCGCAAAAAGAGGAAUCUCAGAACUAUUAUUUAAUACCUGAAGAAGGGAAAAAAUGCUGUUUACAAGUAAAAAUAUUUUUCUUUUAUCUUUUUAUUAAAGAAGUGCCACGUGUUUUGUGGCAGCAUCAGUACAGCAUGGAUUAACUGACAGGAAAAGCAGUAUCUUUAAAAAAAUAUUAUUCAUUAAAAAAAAUGUAUUCUGUGUUAGCCUGAGAAACCAAAAGUUUUCCCCCGUUGAAAUUUUUUAAUACUUGCUGCUUAGAUUAAUGACUGAUGAUUUAAUAAUUUUAUAAUUAAUUGCCUAAUGUACUUGAUGUUUAUUUAUCUAUUUAUUUAUGCAUUAAAUUAAUUUAUUCAUUUAUGAAAUAAUUUAUUUAUUUUAUCUUAGUUCAUGAUUAUGGUAAGAUAAAGACACGUGUCAAAAAAAGAAAAAAAGAAAUGUUUCUUGGGACUUUUCUCUUGUUCUCUCCUUUUAUUUUCCAAUUUUCCAAUAAAAAAAAUCAAACUGA
Messenger RNA from Austrofundulus limnaeus, 8643 nucleotides. RefSeq names its product cugbp, Elav-like family member 5a (gene celf5a). The record is from RefSeq and is a predicted model, not a curated record. Lineage: Eukaryota; Metazoa; Chordata; Actinopteri; Cyprinodontiformes; Rivulidae. Gene Ontology annotation, molecular function: RNA binding. The coding region runs from base 163 to 1749 and encodes 528 amino acids. Gene Ontology annotation, cellular component: ribonucleoprotein complex. The transcript has 12 exons.